AUGGCUCGACUCGUGGGUCUACCACGGUCUUGUACCAGCUAUCUGCUAUCUCUACAAUCUGUUCCUGUUGUUCGUCAUCUUCCUCCGCCUCAUCUACCACAACUUCCCUCUCCAUGUUUCGCCCGACUCCGAUGGAGAUUGACUUGCAGAGCAAUGGUCCAGCAUGCUGUACAGGGAGGAGCUCCAAUUGCUUACGCCAAAGAAAUGGAGAGGCUAUCCGCUAAAGAAUCCCUUCUUCUUGCUUUUAAGGAUUCUGGGGGUUUUGAGGCUUUAGUAUCUGGAAAGACGAGUGAUUUGCAGAGAAUUGAUGUGAAUGGAAGAAUUACCGGCCUUGAGCAGCUUAAUCCGACGCCUCUUCCAACGACGUCGCAAUUCGUGGAGGGUCGGUGGAGUUUCGAAUGGUUUGGGUCUGGAAGCCCAGGUUUAUUUGCUGCCAAAUUCAUAUUCGAGAUAUUUCCCUCAAAUUUGGCUAACUUAUCGAAAAUAGAUAUGGUGAUCAAGGAUGGAUAUGCAAGAGUUACGACAAACAUGAGAGUUUUGAACUCGAUAGAAACCAAGUUUACUCUGUCAACAAAAUUGACUGUUGAAGGACCACUUCGAAUGAGAGAGGAAUAUGCAGGUGGGGUUUUUGAGACACUAAAGGUUAUUGAAGAAACAGUGCCAGAACAGCUUAAAGGUGCACUUGGUCAGGCAGCAAACACAAUACAAAAACUUUCUAUACCUGUUAGGGAUGCUUUCACUAGUGGUCUGAGAGUUCCUUUGAGUGGAACUUUCCAGAGACUAUUCAUGAUCUCAUAUCUUGAUGAUGAGAUACUUGUAUGUAUACUUUUACCAAAAACUCUUUCCACCAAAGCAUAA
Humulus lupulus (European hop) is the source of this 858-nucleotide messenger RNA. Its product is annotated as probable plastid-lipid-associated protein 13, chloroplastic. The record is from RefSeq and is a predicted model, not a curated record. NCBI's taxonomy places the organism in Eukaryota, Viridiplantae, Streptophyta, Magnoliopsida, Rosales, Cannabaceae. The transcript has 6 exons. Bases 1 to 858 code for a protein of 285 amino acids.